Lodderomyces beijingensis is the source of this 1149-nucleotide messenger RNA. The record is from the annotation of a GenBank genome assembly. Lineage: Eukaryota; Fungi; Ascomycota; Pichiomycetes; Serinales; Debaryomycetaceae.
AUGUACAGGAGGACAGCUUUAGCUACGUCUGCCAGGGUUGCAGCUCUCAGAAGACAUGCCUCAAGUGGUGUUUGGUCGAAUUUCAAGGACAGAUCGCCCUCUUUGCAAAUACAAGAUGCCGAGUUGAAGAAAGGAGUGUUGAACAAGAUUGACCCCAAUGUAGGACCAGCGUCACUACCCACGUACCAGCGGAAACUAGCAUACCACUCGCCAAUCGACAUUGACGAAACAUUCGCCAUGGCCUACGAAAUCUUGGAAAAGGAAUCAGAGGCAGCAUACAAGGUCAUCAAGAGCUUACAGGAACAAGUCGAAACCAAGUUGCAACAAGGCGAAGAGGUCGGCCUUUUGGAGAAGGAGCUCGAAUCAAGACUUGCUGCAGCAGAAGAGACAAACCCAGAAGUGAUGUACAAUGUCGAGUUCACCAACCCGGACCAUUUGGACAUGUCGCAACCGGUUUACCGCAAACUCCUCCGGGAAAAAUGGCAAGACUAUAGUUUGCUUGUCACGAUGCAGAGGCUAGAGCAGCUCCAUGUGAUUCCAGACACAUUGCCUACGUUGGACCCAAAGGCCGAAGUCAAGGUCAAAUUCACCCACAAUGCCGAUCCCGAGUUCAACCAAUGGGUCGUGCCCGGCCUGUUCUUGCCCGCGUUUGCCGCGUCCAAGCCGCCCACCAUCCGCAUCCAAGAGUUUGACAAGGUCGAAGGCGACGCAUCCUUGUACUCGGUGCUCUUGGUCAACCCCGACACCCCGGACUUGGCCAGAAACUCCUUUUCAACAACCUUGCAUUACGGGUUGCACAACGUUCCCCUCAACAACGUCGACAACACCAUCGACGUGGCCAAGUUGCUCAAGAUUGGUCCCAAGAUCACCUUUCAAGAGUUUUUACCCUUGACCCCUGAAAAAAACGCCCCUGCGCAAAGAGCGUGUUUAUGGGUCUUUAGACAACGCAGAAAAAUCGGCCCCAUUGAAAACUCGGCCACUUUUUUCGACAUUAGAAAGUUUGCCGAGGAGAAUGAAUUGACUGCUGUCGGUGCCCAUGUCUGGAGACAGAAAUUCGAUAGAAGCGUUGCCAAGGUGAGAGAAGAGUACGGACUAGGCAAAGCAACAGUCUUCCACAGAGUAAGAGGACUUGCACCUUUGGCAGCCUGA